This is a messenger RNA of Chrysemys picta bellii (western painted turtle), 6368 nucleotides long. NCBI's taxonomy places the organism in Eukaryota, Metazoa, Chordata, Testudines, Emydidae. The record is from RefSeq and is a predicted model, not a curated record.
CUCUUUUUCCCCACAGCCCUCAUUGGUGCCUGUGGAGGGAACUACACCUCCCCAACAUCUGUGAUCUAUUCCCCAGAUUUCCCUGACACCUAUGCCACAGGCAGGGUCUGCUACUGGACCAUACAAAUUCCAGGAGCAUCUCAGAUCCAGUUCGACUUCACUCUCUUUGACAUCAAGGACUCUACAGACAUGGUGGAGGUGCUGGAUGGCUACACCUAUCAUGUGCUGGCUCGUUUUGAUGGCAGGAACCAGCCUCCCAUCUCUUUUAAUGUCUCUUUGGAUUUUGUCAUUUUGUAUUUUUUCUCAGAUCAAAUCAAUCAGGCCCAGGGAUUUGCUGUCGUGUACAGAGCUACCAAAGAAAAGCUACACCAGGACAUUACUACAGUCGAUCAGAAAUUUACUGAGGUGAUAACUGAACAAGCAAAUCUCCGCAUCAAUGCAGCCCAGUCUUCAAAGAUACUUUAUGUCAUCACAACCAGCCCGAGUCAUCCCCCUAGCAUCAUGCCUGAGUGGAUAGUAUAUGGCCUCACAGCUCUCCUCAUCCUAACUGUCUCAGCCAUAUUGGCAAAGAUACUUCUGCAUUUCAUAAUGAAAUCUCAUCAGGCACCUCCUUCAGUUGAGAUAGGGGAUUCUCACCAAGCAACUACUGCAGGAGAGAUCUGGAGUAUUUUUUACAAGCCAUCCACCUCCAUCUCCAUCUUCAAGAAAAAAUUUAAGAGCCAACAUGAUGAUUGCAACCUCCUUGUGGGAAACUAAAGUGCCAGUUACGCCAUGAGACACAAUAUUCUCCUGCAAUUCAAAGUGUAUUGGGGAUAAUCCUUUUCCUCUAUCUUCUCCUUGUUUUCCAAAGGAUCUGGACAGACCUUUUCUGGAGUUCCAUGGUGCACACCAGACAUGGGAAAACCAGCUGCUAUAACCAUUUUGAAGUAUCUGGAGCUUGUCAGCUCUCAUAUCCUUCUAAAUAUGGUCUUAAACCACUUCGCUUAAAAUAGAAACAGAAUCUCUAAAACAGUAGGUGUCCCGCACACCACAAAACGAGAUGAAUUAGGAACCUUGUGGAGAUCAGGGCUUUGGGUCUGCUUUGACUGCUGUAAUAGUUUAGGGCAUUUUAAGCUCAAAGUUAAGCACAAAUAUAAAUGACACCAUCUUUUCAGCUGCUGCAGCAGCAGGUGCUGAGUUGCCUCUGCUGUAGAUGUUUCUAGCUGGCAAUGUACAAAGGUGAGGGAGUCACAGACUUUGAAGAGGUAUCUGCCUAAUAGCUAGUGUUCUGUUAUUUUUGGAUGGCCUCUUUUCAGAAGUACAAAUAUGGAGAACCAAUCAGGUCUCAAAGGUAAAAUUAGGAGAAAAAUGCUCAACAAAGCCUGCGCUACAAACAAAUUAAAUAGGUGGUGCUCAUUGGUUCAGAGUCGACAUGGGAUGUUUAGAGUUUAAAGUUUGUGUGUCCGAGCCACCAUGCCUACUAAUUGUUUUCUAAGAGGUCACUUAUAGUAGCAAGAGACAUGUCAUGACAAACCUAUACCAUUCUUAUGCCCUGCAUCGAGUCUGGAUGUGAACAUCGGGCUGCCUAACAAAGCUAUGACCUUUCAGUCAAACUGUUAAGUCAGUGAGCUUCAGAUGGUAAGGCUGACAAUCAAGAUUGCCUACAACAAAAGUUAAAGAUAUCCCUGACAGCAGCAAAAGGUGGGGAUGAAACAAUGGAUCUGUAAUAGUUGGUAAAUGACUGCAUGGCAUUAUCAGUAUCAAUUGACUAGAAGGUUGGAAGGAACAGUAAGGGGCAUGUGUAUGUGUGAGUGAGAGAGAGGUGACCAAAUAGAAACGUAUCUGACAGAGAGACAAACCUGCUGUCCUCAAGAUGCCUGAAUAUAUAUGUGCAGCUGUAACCUCUGGGACACUUGUACUGCAACCUGAGGGUUGGGAGGGUGUGUUUAACCUGGAGUGUUUGAGGUUUGUGGGCUUAAGCAUUAUAAAUGCUUCAGCAACUCAUCUGCCAUUUAAAAAUGUAGUUGCUGCAAUGAGAGCAGCUGAAAAAAGCAGCAAUAGUUUCCAUAGCUCAGGGCUUGAGACUCCCACACAUUCCUGUGCUAGUAUCUGGACAGCAGGCUCCACUUCCCUGUACAGGGGACUCCUUGAUGCUUCCAGCCUUUGCACCUGUUUCUAUUGUGACCUUGUCAACAUCAUAUUUCAAGUGCACCACAUAGUUCCCAGCAAUCAUGAGGCCAGGAUUAGGAUAGUGGCAGCCAAUCCUUACCCCAACGCUAAAUCAAGCUGCCUUGCUGUGCAUUCCAGACUGCAGAACUACACAAGGAAGUGAUGGGACAGCUGGAUUUUGUCUCCAUUAAGAGGUGACAGUGUAUAAAUGUGAGUAAUCAAAGCAAAGAAAAGCUCCAGUUAGACAACAGAAUGAGGAGGAGAAACACUGGAGACAAACACCAACCCCUCAGGAAAUCUACCCAAACAAAAGCAAAACCGAGGCCAAGACAAGUGACAGCUGCUGCUUUCGGUUAAAGGUGGUUUUGAAUGUUCUUGCCAACAAUAUCAAAGCCAAGAGUGUUCUCACUCCAAUUUUUUUGAUCCAGGAGAGGGGAUUACACCAGUUCAGCUGUCUUCAUACCCUGCAGUAUUGGAGAAAGUAUCUUGUUCCAGAAGCCUUUGGACUUGUAUCAACAUAUGCUCAUCCUCCACCACGGGCGGUUCGACGCUGCCAUAGAAUCCAUGCUCUAACCUCAGAGCCAGGUGAAUGACAAAGACAUGGCCAAGAAUAGUCUUCAGGAGAGUUACAAAAGGGACACUGGGUUUCUCACUAGAACAGCCAGAAUGAUGCUUUCAUACAAACAAGGUUUUAACACCAGCCACAAAAAGACCAGCCUGUGUCCUCUUGAUGAUGAGGCUUUUUUGUGGAAUCAUUUGUUACAUGAUUUCCUACACCAUGAAAAGUCUGAACAUGGCGGGGCAGAGCCUCAAUAAGUGUGUUACCAUAGCUUCAUUGACUUUACUGGUUCUAUGACAAUUUACAGUAGCUGAGAGAGAGGGCUCAUUUCACUAAGGCUUGGUCCACACUGGGGCGGGGGAUCGAGCUAGGAAACGCAACUUCAGCUACGAGAAUAGCAUAGCUGAAGUCGACGUUUCCUAGAUCAAACUAAGUUUACUUACUGCGGGUCCAUGCGGCGCAGGCAAGCUCCCCCGUCGACAGCACUUCCUCCUCUCGGUGAGUAGGAGUUCAGCAGUCGACAGGGGAGCGCUUCUGGGAUCGAUUUAUCGCAUCCAGAUGAGACGCAAUAAAUCGAUCCCAAAAGAUCGAUCUCUACCUGCCGAAUCAGGCAGGUAGUGUGGACUGUGUUGACCAGCCUUGCCUUGGGUAAUUAAUUUUGAUCUUUUGCUUCCAAACAGAGCAAAGUGGACCUAAGGACUCUAGUAUAUGGUGGAAACAGGCCUUUCCUGUGCAUUCCCCAAAAUAUUUUCACACUGCAAGCCAAAUAAUAUGACACGUCUCCUACUAAAUUCAGGUACCAAUCCACUUACAAGGAGGGAAAAAAACAACUCAAAAUACCCCCAAAAGAAACUACGACUCACAACAGUGAAGUCUAUUGAACAAACAGCAGCUCAAACCGAAACAGAAUUCAGUGAGUCCCUUCUAAAUUAAUCUCCAGUUAGAAGAAAAGAAUAAUUGCUCCAGGCUUCACAAAAAGAAAAUAUCAUAAAAAUUGACAUGUUCACAGAUGGUCCCUUAAAAAGAAUUUCUAUCUGCAUCAACCAACUGCUGCAAAAAGGAGGGGAAGAGGCAGUCUGCAGAGAGAUAUGGUGAAUGGGGAUGGCAAGAGAUCACCUAAUCAAACCAGAAGGUACCUUAAAUAGAAAAAAAGCUGAAGUCCCAGACAGGCUGAUGCGCUCAGGCUUGUAUUUGAGGGAUGGGGGAAAGAAAAGGAUCAAUUAUGCUACUCAGGGCUUCCUAGUGAAUGUUUGGAUUUUUCUUUUUUUUAAUUAAUGAAGCUACUGAGGAGCAGCAUUUGUUCAGAUCUCCAGGGACUAGGAGUGUAAGAGAAUAGGGCUAUAGAACUUCAGAAAGCCAGAAAAAUGGGGUACACUUAAACCUGAAGUCCCAGCCCUAGCUCUUCUAUACUGGCUGUUAGUUUAGGUCACUCCUUAUGGGGACUGCUAUCUUGGUAUACUUUAUGUCCUUGAUGUAAUCAUCUGAGGAAUGGAGACAAUAUGCUGGAGAGCCCUGUAACAUCAGCCAAAAAGGAAAACAAACUGGAAGCUAAGGAGAUUUCAGAAAUGUGGUUUUGCCAAUUUCAUCUACUUCACCCAACUGGCAAAGCUAAAAUGGUUUCUGUCUCUGAUCUGAAGCUGUUGGGCAUGCACAGUCACUUUGUAUCUUGGUAAAUAAAGAAUUUAAGAUGGAAAAAUCAACUAGAAUAGUUGCUUUUCAGAGCAUAGCAGGAGCUAGAAAACAAGAGAGAUAGUGCAAUACAAAGUCUCCAUUACUCAGUUGACAGUGGAGAGGAAAUUCCUCUUUACUCAGUCCUAGUCGCAAUCUGUUCCCGAAUCUGAGGGAGAUUUACAUUUCACUGUUCUGCAGGGUGGACAAAAGAUAUAACCUGCAGAUGAUGCCAUAAGAGCGAUGUUUAUUUGCCAUAGAUGGCUCUCAGAGGUGUCAUAAUAAUUCUAUAAUAAAUAUACUGUGCCAAAAGACUUUCCUAAGACAGUAAUUACCAGAUUGUUUCUAGUAAAAGGGAAAUGCAAUGAGCCCAGCUGGUACCUUCUUGAGUGAGCCAGCUAGAAGGUCUCUGGAAAAGGCAGUUUAAGUACCUGAAAAAUUAACGAGAGGGAGAAGGUUGGUUAAUUGCACCUGUUAACUCUUAAACAUCAACAGCUUGGAUAAAAGCAAGCAUCUGUUUUCCAAAUAAAAUAAUUUGAAUAGUCAGUGCUUGUGCCUUGAGUAGAGAGGUUCCUCUUGAAGAGAUUCAUAGCAAAACAAUGGAGUUUCUCCUCAUCCCUAAUCCCAGCCAAGAUAGGAAACAAAUUAUCACAUUUUAGUAUAGAACAAUACUGGAGAAUAAAGCAGUAGGAAGUCAGAGACUGGCAGUAGAAAGUAAAGCUAGUGACCCAGAUGUUACAGUGUAAGUAGGUCAUGCAGAAGCUCCGUUUUCUUGUCCUAGCAAAUACUCUUGAGCAGUUAGCAAGGUAGCUGUAAAGUGCUAUUUCUCUGCCCAUCCAAGCUUACAAGACCAUAGACUGGCUGGUUCAUGAAGGAAGCAGCUACUACCUCUGAACUGAAACACAGUAAGAGUGCCAGCUUACUGAUUUUCACUUGCCUGUGGAGGGUGAAAAUUGCAUUCCUUUUUAGUCUCUUCUAAUUUAUAGAAACCUUCUUUUCUUAAAGAAACUGACACUAUCAAUAUUAGCUCUAGUCAGUUUCCACAACCGUGUUUAAAUUGUUUGUAGUGUGACACCUGUUCCUAAGCAUACUUACCAAUUUUAACAUUUUGAAAUCAUGCUUCACUGUUUUGUUUUUUUAAUGUUAUCCCCUUUUGCUGUACAAGAGACCCAGACAAGCAACAGGCAAAACUGACUGACUGUCCAGGAUAACAAUGAACAUGACUACACACUGUAAACACACUAAUGAAAGGACGUUGCUUAUUUUCUCUAAUGUCUUUUAGUGAUUCUAGGGUUAUUGCUUGUAACAACAGUAGGUAAGAUGAUGUCAGAUUGAAGUGAAAUGGACAGUGUCCCUCUUAACCUCGCCUCUCAUUUAUAACUGUGAGACCAUUUAUAUCGCAUUAGCUGCCUGUGAUAUGGUUCUCAGGAUUAUGCCAGUACUUUCAGUCAUUGUCCCCCAAAAUGCAGGCAUCUAGUGACGUGGAGGGUGUUUGAUCCAACAUACAAGUUAUGAAUGGGUAUGGCACAUGAUGGGAAUGUCCUCUGAUGUAUGGAUUCAGUAGUAAAAUGAUAUCGGACACAUUUUCUGUGACAGAUUUCCACAUGAUGCAGCAUAAUAGGAGCUCCUACCGCAAUGCUGGCACCUUAGCAUCUGAUAGGCAUUCCUCCUUACGGCAACCUUCCAAGUGUGACAUUGCUAGCUGCUUAGCCAUAUAAGAACUAAUUGCAGUGUCAGAAUUUGUUUGGAAUUUCCCCCACAGUGCCUUUUUGUCCUCUUUCCCUAAUAACUCCUUCAAAGGGAUCAGCAGCUCUUUAGGGCUCUAAGUGUGACGUACUGUGUUUGUAAAGAUAUGUGUAAGUUUACAUUAUGCUGUAGCUCAUUUAUUAUAAUCAAAGGGUCUCAUAUUCUAGGGGGCAAAAGUACAGGUGCCUCUUGCUUGAAAAACUAGUUUAAUUUGUUAAUUAAAUGGUUUUAAGUACAUGUUCCAACU